AUGGCGAGGAUCCAGCUGGUCCGUGUCAAAGUGAGCUGGACGGUACUUCUGGCUCUGGCCCACCUCACGUAUCUGCUAUUUGGAGCCAUCAUUUUCCAAAUUCUGGAGCGAGAGGCUGAGAGCAACAACCGAAACCACUUCCAACUGGAGAAAUUGAAUUUCUUGGCUAAUUACACCUGCCUGGAUGGACAGGCCUUGGAGAAGUUUGUUCAGGUGAUUUUAGAUGCAUGGGAACGGGGCGUGAAUCCGUCGGGCAACUCGACUAACCCCAGUAACUGGGAUUUCAGCAGCGCCUUCUUUUUUGCCGGCACUGUGGUCACAACAAUAGGUUACGGGAACCUGUCUCCCAGCACUGUGUCCGGUCAGGUGUUCUGUGUCUUUUACGCUCUGUGCGGCAUCCCGCUCAACCUGGCCUUCCUCAAACAGUUGGGCAAGUGUCUCACCAUUCACCUGGGUCGCCUGGAGAGAGGCAUGGUCUCAGUGGUUCCACACAAGCAAACACUGGAGGCGUUGGCAGUGAGCUCCUUUUUCAUCACCGGUAGUCUGCUGUUUCUGGUCAUCCCCCCGCUUCUGUUCAGUUACGUGGAAGGCUGGACAUUCGGCGAGGGCUUCUACUUUGCUUUCAUUACCCUCAGCACCAUUGGGUUUGGAGAUUAUGUGGUGGGGACCGACCCAGACAAGGAGUACAUCUCUCUGUACCGUAGCCUGGCAGGUAUAUGGAUCAUCUUUGCCUUGGCCUGGCUUGCUCUUAUCCUCGGCAUGGGAUCAAGAAUAAUGGCGCAUGUGAUCGGCUUGGCUCAUCCAGGCUUUAAGAAGCAAGCGGAGGAUGGGGUUGUGUCAUCCGGUAAACUGGAGGACACCUCAAAGAUCUGA
This is a messenger RNA of Phycodurus eques (leafy seadragon), 873 nucleotides long. RefSeq names its product potassium channel subfamily K member 16-like. Gene Ontology annotation, cellular component: membrane. Lineage: Eukaryota; Metazoa; Chordata; Actinopteri; Syngnathiformes; Syngnathidae. The coding region runs from base 1 to 873 and encodes 290 amino acids. The record is from RefSeq and is a predicted model, not a curated record. The transcript has 5 exons. Gene Ontology annotation, molecular function: potassium ion leak channel activity. Gene Ontology annotation, biological process: stabilization of membrane potential; potassium ion transmembrane transport.